Molecule: messenger RNA, 2025 nt
Organism: Tilletiaria anomala UBC 951
Lineage: Eukaryota; Fungi; Basidiomycota; Exobasidiomycetes; Georgefischeriales; Tilletiariaceae
Product: putative glycine--tRNA ligase GRS1
Exons: 3
Coding region: 1-2025 (674 amino acids)
Biological process (GO): mitochondrial glycyl-tRNA aminoacylation
Cellular component (GO): mitochondrion; cytoplasm
Molecular function (GO): glycine-tRNA ligase activity; ATP binding
Source: RefSeq, a predicted model, not a curated record
AUGGCAGCACCAGCUCGCAAUCCGGACGCUCCUGCAUCCCCCACCGUCAAGAAGGACGCGCAUGAAUGGAGCAGGGCAGCGCUCGAAGGGGUCUUGGCGAAACGAUUCUUCUACAACCAAGCGUUCGAGAUCUACGGAGGAGUCGCUGGUCUGUACGACUACGGACCCACCGGUGCCGCCCUGCAAGCCAAUAUCAUUGCAGCAUGGCGGAAUCACUUCAUCCUCGAAGAAGAGAUGCUCGAGCUCGACACGACCAUCAUGACACUAUCAGACGUUCUCAAGACUUCCGGACACGUGGACAAGUUUGCAGACUUCAUGUGCAAGGACCUGAAGAACGGAGAAAUCUUCCGUGCGGAUCACCUCGUUGAGGGCGUGCUAGAAGCGCGGUUGAAAGGCGACGAGCAGGCUCGCGAGGCCGAGGCCGGCACUACUUCCAAACCAAAAGAGGAAGUAGCUGCAGAGGGCAGCGAGGACAAGAAAACGGCCAAAAAGAAGAAGAUCAAGAGCGCUGCCGUUAAGCUCGAUGACGCCGUCAAAGCUGAGUACGAGAGCGUGCUGGCCCAGAUCGACAAUUACACAGGCGCAGAGCUCGGUCAGCUCAUCAAGAAAUUCGCCAUCAAGUCUCCUGAGACUGGUAAUGAGUUGAGCGAGCCGGUAGAGUUCAACCUGAUGUUCGAGACUCAAAUCGGACCAACAGGCUAUGUCAAGGGCUACCUCCGACCGGAGACGGCGCAAGGACACUUUGUCAACUUUGCUAGACUUCUAGACUUUAACAACGGUAGGGUUCCUUUUGCAAGUGCGCAUAUUGGCAAGUCAUUCAGGAACGAGAUCAGCCCCAGAGCUGGUUUGCUUCGAGUGAGGGAGUUUGUCAUGGCAGAGAUCGAGCAUUACGUAGACCCGCUCGACAAAAACCACGAGCGUUUCGACGAAGUCAAGCAGGUCAAGCUUCCUUUCUUGCCCAAAGGCAUCCAGCAAUCCGGAAAGACAGACAUCACGACGACUACCAUCGGCGAGGCAGUCGCUAGUGGUAUGGUGGACAACCAGACGCUCGGUUAUUUCUUGGCACGAAUCUACCUAUUCCUGCAGAAGAUUGGCAUCGACACACAGCGCGUGCGCUUCCGCCAGCACAUGGCCAACGAGAUGGCACACUACGCCUCGGACUGCUGGGAUGCGGAGAUCAAGACCAGCUACGGCUGGGUCGAAUGCGUCGGCUGUGCGGACCGCAGUGCAUAUGACCUGACAGUCCACAGCAAGCGCACGCACAAGGAGCUGCACGUGCAGGUGCCUCUGAAGGAGCCUAAGGUAUACGACAAGCUCAUCCCCGAGCUUAACCGCAAGGCUCUUGGACCAAAGUUCAAGAAGGAGGCCAAGGCCGUUGAGGAGGCUAUCGUCGAGAUGGACCAGGAUGCGCUCGGCUCGCUGCAGUCACAACUGCAGAAUGGCUCGGCCAAGGUCAAGGUUGGAUCGCAGGAAUACGAGAUUACACCAGACCUCGUUAAGGUAGAGCUGAAGGUAGUCAAGGAGACCGUUCGGACAUACACACCAAAUGUCAUCGAGCCGUCCUUCGGUAUUGGCCGUAUCUUCUACUCCCUGCUCGAGCACUCGUUCUGGGCAAGGGAAGAGGAUGCAGACCGUGGUGUUCUCAGCCUACCGCCCUUGGUCGCUCCGUUCAAGGCACUCAUCGUCCCGAUCUCCAACAGCAAGGAACUGGCGCCGCUCGUCAAGCAGGUCAGCCGGAAAUUGCGUUCCGCCGGCGUCGCCGCUAGGGUGGACGACAGCAGCGCAACGAUCGGUCGACGGUAUGCACGAAAUGACGAGCUCGGCACGCCUUUUGCUUGUACUUUAGACUUCGCGUCUCUCAGCAAGGGCACGAUGACCCUUCGCGAAAGAGAUACAACUUCCCAACUGAUUGGCCCCAUCGAUGAAGUCAUCUCCGUCAUCAGGACUCUGUGCGAUGGCGAGAUUGACUGGCAGGGAGCGCAGAAGAGGUUGCCGGCCUACAGUGGGCAGCAGGCGCUCGAUUAA